This is a messenger RNA of Neolamprologus brichardi, 979 nucleotides long. NCBI's taxonomy places the organism in Eukaryota, Metazoa, Chordata, Actinopteri, Cichliformes, Cichlidae. The record is from RefSeq and is a predicted model, not a curated record.
AUGGGCCGUGAGCAUGUCCGUCUGAAGAGCUGCCACUCGGACAACAUCCUGAGCAGCACAGCGGCGCCACAGGGGACGGUCCUAUCACCCUUCCUCUUCACCCUCUACAUGUCUGACUUCAGAGGGGCUGACGUGGAGGUAGUUGAGGACUACCGGUACCUGAGGGUACACAAUGACUGUAAACUGGACUGGUCCAAGAACACCAAUAACCCUGCUGAAUGUAACCUGGUGAUUCUUGGUGUGAUGGGCUGCGGGAAGUCAGCACUGACAGUCAAAUUUCUCACAAAGCGCUUCAUCACUGAAUAUGACCCUAACCUAGGUAAGAAAACAAACAGCAGUGAAGGUCCAGUGAACAGUGAACGCUAUCUGUCAUGGGCAAACGUCUUCCUGGUGGUCUACAGCAUUGAUAACAUGGAGAGCUUUAAUGGCUGUCAGCUGUACCUGCAGACACUCGCCUCACACAACAAAACCUUCAGGCCACAAACUCCCAUCAUACUCCUGGGCAACAAGAAGGACAUGGACAGAUACAGACAGGUGCGUCAGUCGGAUGGUGAGGCCUUGGCGUCUCAUUUUGGAUGUGUAUUCUUCGAGGUGUCGGCCUGUCAAGACUUCCACUCUGUACAGCACGUCUUCCACGAGGCAGUGAGGAGGGCGAGGAAAGGUGGUGCCUGUGGCUGCUUGGUCCCCGCCAUCUAUGCCAGCGAGGACAAAGCACUUCUGGGUGUCCCAUCCUUUACUACACCAUGUUACAAGGAGCUGCCGGUGCCUGCCAACGCGAAGCUGAUCACAGUGAAGACAUCCAGAGCUCAGAGCAAACGGAGAGCUUCCACUCUCACCUUACUCAAAGGGUUUAAGAUAUUCUGACACAUUCUACUGCAUGUCCUGUGAUGCUGUACGAGACUUGUAGGUCCUUAUGUAGACAGGAUUCUGAAGCAGCAAGAGCAGCUCCACCCUACAGACAUUUGGCAGGUUCAAUGAA